CCUCAGCGUUAUCAGUGAUGGCCGAUCCAUUCAUUGACCAUCACCGGGUGCAAAUGAGAUAACACUGAGACAGAAGUUGAAUUGUUGGAGCUGGUGGUGUAAUGCAGUCACCCCUGGACGAUGUUCUCCUCGGUCAGCAGCUCACUUUGUUAACGCUUCUGUCUGACAAACAAACUCUAACGCCACCUUACCAGCUGUUCUGUGAAGCUCUCCUGUAAGGUAGCUGUGCUGGUGAAGAAAUAUCCAGCAAUUCCUUGAACACCAUGGCCCCACACCCGGUGGUCCAGGCCAUCAUCGACCUCUCGGCAGGAGCCGUAGGGGGAGCAGCAUGCGUCUUUAGCGGGCAGCCUCUGGACACGGCUAAGGUCAAGAUGCAGACCUUCCCCACGCUGUACAAGGGUUUCCUCGACUGCAUCACGUCCACCUACAAGCAGGUGGGUCUGCGCGGCCUCUACCAGGGCACCACGCCGGCACUCAUGGCCAACAUCGCCGAGAACUCUGUCCUCUUCAUGAGCUACGGCUUCUGCCAGCAGGUCAUCCGCUUCACGUCUGGCCUGCACAACGAAGCUGUGCUGAGUGACGUGCAGAAAGCCUGCGCGGGUUCAGUAGCAUCCAUCUUCUCCUCGCUCGUACUCUGCCCUACUGAGCUCGUCAAGUGUCGCCUGCAAGCCAUGUAUGAAAUGGAGGCGUCAGGCAAGAUUGCCAAGAGCCAGAACACAGUGUGGUCGGUGGUGAAAUCCAUUAUGAGGACCGAGGGAGCAACGGGCUUUUUCCAGGGUCUGACCCCGACUAUAGCCAGAGAGGUCCCGGGUUACUUCUGCUUCUUCGGUGCCUACGAGCUCUGCCGCACAUCCUUCGCCGACUACAUGAAAUGUGACAAAGACGACAUAGGUGUGGCUCCCAUAGUGUUCAGCGGAGGAUUGGGAGGGGCGUGCCUGUGGCUGGUGGUCUAUCCCAUGGACUGCGUCAAGUCUCGGAUCCAGGUCAUGUCGAUGACGGGCAAGCAGGCGGGGUUUUUCAAAACCUUCAUGACGAUUGCACGGACGGAAGGUGUGAGGGCUCUCUACUCCGGUCUGACCCCCACCAUGAUCCGCACCUUCCCCGCCAACGGGGCUCUUUUCCUGGGUUAUGAAGUCAGCAGGAAGCUCAUGAUGAAGCAGUUUGACAGCUAAAGUGUGCUGACCACCGACGGUGAACUGGGAGGGACGUGUCACAGCCACAUGAGCUCGUCAGAAAGCUUUUUACGAACACGUUACGUUUCUCUUUCCUGCUUUUGAUAAAGUGACUCUGAAAGUGCCACACUCCUUCUCAUUUCACGCUACGAAGAAACUAUUUCAACAGAGUAGAAGGUAAACGGACUUGAGCUUGUGUAGCGCUUUUCCACAGCAGCUCACACCUACUCAUUCACACACUGAUGGCAGAUGGUUGCUAAGUAGUGAGACCGUCAGAUAAGUAAAUAACCUCAUUCGUACACCGCUGACGAAGCAGCAGGAGGAAUCAAGUGUCUUGCCCAGGGACACAUCAGAUAUGUUGCCGCAGGAGCCGGGGAUCGAACCCUCGACCUUCCGGUUGAGAGACGACGAAUCUACCAACUGACCCACAGCUGAGUGUUAACAUCAUUUCACUCCUUUAUAAUGAUUUACUUUUAUAGAUUUGAUGUUUCUUUUAACACUCCAAAAAAGACAAGAUAGCAUAGUGUUGACAAAUCUUAGCUAACCUUUUUUUUUUUUUUUUUUUUUUUUUAAGGAUUUCUCAAGACUCGAGUUAAUUAUUUUAUGUCUACCUCAACAAAUCAUUCUCAGAAAAAAAACAAAAAAACAAUUCUGCCAGUCAUUUCAAAUAAUUAUUUACUUAUUCUGUGUCAGUAUACGAGAACAUUUGCACAAACUGAAAACAAACCCUGUUAGGUUUUAAAAGCUAAGCUAACUCAAUUCUGUUUUGAAAUGUGAAGCGGCAUAUACUCACUUUUUCUAAGCUGCCAGAAAGGUUGGGAUGAUGAUUUAUACUUUGAAAUGUGGGAUUGUUCUCAGACGAGUAUACGCACCUCCGUUAUUGAUCACGCAGGGGCUUUACGUCUCAGCUUUGACUGAAGCCUCACGUUGCCUCGUCCUCAUGACAAACCUCAGUCACAGCCAGCAAACACUUUGAAAAACAAAGAUGUCAACCUUGUUUAUUUUAUCAUCCUGACCCUUCUUUUUUUCUUGUGUGUUGAAGUUACAUAACCACUCCUGUGAGACCCAGUGUUUGCCUUUGAAUCACUACAUUUAGCCUUUUUUUUUGUUAAUGUUUGACAUGUAUUGUUCUUGUACAAAUCCAUGAAAAUAAUCAGCUGCCUUCAGUGAAUGUGCCAUUUGCAGUUUUGCAGUUUUUUCCCCCCCGUGAUAAGAGGCUUGAAUUUCAGACAUCUUCCUUUAAAGUUGUUUUAUUAAUGUCAGCAUUUUAGACCACUAACAAUUUAUGAUAAAACUCUUAAUGUUUGUAAAAGAUGAUGUAGUGAUAAAAACCUACAUUAAAGGUGUCGUG
Labrus mixtus (cuckoo wrasse) is the source of this 2523-nucleotide messenger RNA. It is a transcript of the gene slc25a15b, whose product is annotated as solute carrier family 25 member 15b. NCBI's taxonomy places the organism in Eukaryota, Metazoa, Chordata, Actinopteri, Labriformes, Labridae. Gene Ontology annotation, biological process: mitochondrial L-ornithine transmembrane transport. The transcript has 7 exons. Gene Ontology annotation, molecular function: L-ornithine transmembrane transporter activity. Bases 264 to 1172 code for a protein of 302 amino acids. The record is from RefSeq and is a predicted model, not a curated record.